Molecule: messenger RNA, 1296 nt
Organism: Cebus imitator (Panamanian white-faced capuchin)
Lineage: Eukaryota; Metazoa; Chordata; Mammalia; Primates; Cebidae
Product: histone H4
Exons: 1
Coding region: 109-420 (103 amino acids)
Biological process (GO): nucleosome assembly
Cellular component (GO): nucleosome
Molecular function (GO): DNA binding; protein heterodimerization activity; structural constituent of chromatin
Source: RefSeq, a predicted model, not a curated record
GUAUGAGCGCUUCAGUCCUCAAUUAGGUUCGCAUUCCCUGCAUAUAACGGCGUUGCUCUGCUCUGCGGCCGUUAGGUUUCUGAGACUGGUGUUAAGAGCUGGGUAGUCAUGUCUGGUCGUGGUAAAGGAGGGAAAGGUCUAGGUAAAGGAGGCGCCAAGCGUCAUCGUAAGGUCCUGCGCGACAACAUCCAGGGCAUUACCAAGCCAGCCAUCCGGCGCCUUGCUCGUCGUGGCGGCGUCAAGCGCAUUUCUGGCCUCAUCUAUGAGGAGACUCGCGGCGUUCUGAAGGUGUUUCUGGAAAACGUGAUCCGUGACGCGGUCACUUACACGGAGCACGCUAAGCGCAAGACCGUGACUGCGAUGGACGUGGUCUACGCUCUGAAGCGGCAGGGACGCACUCUGUACGGCUUCGGCGGCUGAGGCUUCCUUUUGCUGUGUGCAGUAACUCCGUUUUUCAACCAAAGGCCCUUUUCAGGGCCGCCCACUUUUUCCGUAAAAGAGCGGACAUCUUGUGGUACCUGUCCUGUUUUGUUCUAGGUUUUUGUUGAAAAGUAGUCGUUUCACACAUGUAUAGAUUACAGGUAACGUUUAACUUUCCUGGUGUUAACGUUUCCUGGUGUUAACGUUUAACAUCAUAACGCAUAUUUAUGAAGUGUUCAGGGUUAUUCUCUUAUGCUUGAGGGUAGUCGGUAUGUUAUAGAUGUUUAGCUUUCUUUUACACUUUCUUUUUUUGUGUUUUUUUUCCAACACGGCGCUGCAGGAAUCUUACACUUUAGAGCUUAAGAUGGCAGCGAGUAAGCUGGAUUGGCACGGCUUGUACUCUCCGUGUGGCUCCCCCUUUAAACUUGUUCUCAGGGAGUAGAGAAGUCGCAGUAAACUCCAGGCGAGACUCCGUUACCGUUUUCAAAAUGGCGGGGAGGGCGAGGAACAAAGCAAGCCCGCGCCAAGGCGGCGGGCCUAGAAACAAAGGUGAAUCCGCCAGCGGAACAGAUCCUCCGGUCGGGAUCGCAGACCGAAGUCCAGGCGGCAUGUACGCUGCUGCUUUUGACGGUGACAACUUUCGUCAACAAAAGGCAGUGUGGGGUAACAAUGUAAAUGCACACUGGAGAGCUUGCGAGGAAUUUCACAUAAACUGUGUUUCUAAACGUUAUUAAGUCAUUAGAAGGUACAGUAUCGCUAAGUGAUCAAUAUGGAAACAUCACCAAAACUUAAUUCUUACGCAGCGAUGAUAGCCUUUUAAGAAAGUAUAGAUUCAGGCGAAGGGCGGUGCCUCACACCUGUAAUCCCAGCACUCUG